Molecule: messenger RNA, 1700 nt
Organism: Aspergillus saccharolyticus JOP 1030-1
Lineage: Eukaryota; Fungi; Ascomycota; Eurotiomycetes; Eurotiales; Aspergillaceae
Product: phosphatidyl synthase
Exons: 1
Coding region: 154-1563 (469 amino acids)
Biological process (GO): glycerophospholipid biosynthetic process
Cellular component (GO): mitochondrion
Source: RefSeq, a predicted model, not a curated record
CCCCCCCUCCGUCUCUUAUCAUCAUUCCAUCACCCUCCGGUGUUCACUUUUUAACUCUCUCCCUCCCUCCUCAGCUUCCCUGGUGGUGCUUUUAUCGUCCUUCAACCUCGAAACUCCAAUUCCUGUUCUCACUACACUCCAAACUUAUCCACCAUGCCUCGCAUCGAAGACGCUGAGGGUGUUGACCCUACUGCUCCCGCUCCUCACCGCGAGUCUCGCGGUUCGCUCCCCAUUCCCGGUGAUCUCUCGGGCAACACUGUCGAGGUUCCCGCUACCCGCAGCUCCAUCAGUGAUGCCGCUCAGUUCAUGCACAACUUGAGCUUUGCUCCCUCUUCUCGGGACCGCCGUGCCUCGCGCAACUCCUUUGGCACUUCCCUUCCCAUUCCCAGAUCUCCCCGUGUCUCCCGGUUGUCCUCCGUUGUCACGCGAGAUGUCUCCCGGGAUAUCCUGGCCUCCCAGGUUCAGGACAUGUCCAAGGAGAAGGUCGCGGCCGCCAAGAACAUGGCUUUCGCCUUCGACAUUGACGGUGUCUUGGCUCACGGUAACCACGCCAUCCCCCAGGCUAAGGAGGCCCUGAAGAUGCUCAACGGUGACAACGAGCUGGGCAUCAAGAUCCCCUACAUUCUCCUGACCAACGGUGGUGGUAAGACCGAGGAGGCGCGCUGCGCGCAGCUUACCGAGGUUCUCGACUGCCCCAUUUCUACCGACCAGUUCAUCCAGUCCCACACCCCAAUGCAGGCAUUGGCCGAGUACUACGAGACUGUCUUGGUUCUCGGUGGUGAGGGUCAGAAGAUCCGUGAAGUCGCCGAGAACUACGGCUUCAAGAACGUCAUCCACCCCAAGGACAUUCAGGCCUGGGACCCCACCGUCUCCCCCUGGAGCACUCUCUCCGAGGAGGAGAAGGCCGAGGCCAAGCCCCGCGACUUCUCCCAGGUCAAGUUUGACGCCAUCCUGGUCUUCGCCGAUUCUCGCGACUACCAGACUGAUAUGCAGCUUAUCAUGGAUCUCCUGCUUGCUGAGGACGGCAAGCUCCUGACCCGCGCCAAGGACCCCGUCGCUUCCCGCAUCCCCAUCUACUUCUCCCAGGGUGACCUGCUCAUGCCCACUGACCACAAGGGCCCCCCUCGUCUCACCCAGGGUCUCUUCCGGAUCUCCAUCGAAGCUCAGUACAAAGCUCUCACCGGGGUUGAUCUCGAGCGUGUUGUCUACGGCAAGCCCGAGCGCGCCACUUACACCUACGCCGAUGAGGUCCUCAAGUCCUGGAUGGAGGAGAUCCACAACGAGAACAAGCUUCCCCAGAACAUCUACAUGGUCGGUGACAACCCGGCCUCCGACAUCUGUGGUGGUAACAUGCACGGAUGGAACACCUGCUUGGUCCGCACCGGUGUGUUCCAGGGCGGGGACAACGACGAGAACAACCCGGCCAACUUUGGUGUCUUCCCCAACGUACUCGAGGCUGUCAAGGCCGCCGUCCGCAAGGAGUUGGGCCAGGAGUUCAAGUUCAAGUGGAACCCCAAGGUCAACCCCGUUCUCCACGGCGAGAACGCCUCCGCUGUCGAGUAAGCGGGGGUUGCCUCGGUGCAAAAAUCCAACCAAACAAGCAGAACGAGGAACUUGGUCAUUGCGAUGGCUAGUUUCUUUGCUCUAUCUUCCUUCUCAUUCCCCUUUUAUUAUACAUCAUGUGUGAUUGGUCAAAAUAC